AUGGUCAGGUUUUCAUGCUUCAACGCUCACAUCCACCGCCAUAGACCUAAGAAACCCGUGGAAGGAUUUUCAGAACGAGUGAUCAGAGAAGACGGGUCUAAACCGAAAGGAUUGAGCUCAAUCAUAUUUGGGAGAAACAUUGCCUCUGUUGGCGAAAACAGCAAGCCAUCUGGCUCUACCGCUAUUGAGCGUGUCUGGAAGUCUGAGGAAAUCAAAUCCAGUGGCGUCCUUGAGCAUGAUACGCAUCAGGUACAUCAUCUCAAGAAGAGCCAGUCUCAUGGAGAUGAACUAUACAUGGAUGGGAGGGAUGACACAGAGGAUGGAGGAACAGAUCGGAUCACUUCUCCAAAUUCUAAUGAACAGAGUGGUGGUAAUCUCGCUGCAGGCGGCAGCAAGCGUGUUGAAGGAAGUCCGGAUCUGUACCAGAGAGCUCCUCGAGCUUACCAGGGAUCAGAUCAAGCACUCUAUGGGUCUAUCUUCUCGGUUGGAGAUCAUCAUCAUCAUGCUGAUAAAGAUAGCCGUCAGCUUGAUGAUGAUAACUCGCUAUCCGGUGAACAGAUGGACAACUCAAACAGCCAAACACCUUAUGAUUCGCCGUUGAUCGUUAGGUCGAACUCAAUGCCUAAUAUCGCUGACUCUGCGUCAGGGAAGUCUUCACCUUUCAAGUAUUCUUCUCACCACUCUAGGUCCUCUGAUGACCUUCGUGUUGUAGACAUGCGCCAAACGGAUAAAUCUGUCCACGAGACUGAUGCUGAGGUGAAGCAAGAGCAAGAUCUGGAUGAUAUGCAUAAACCUGGAAGUAACAACAACGACAAGGAACAUCUCGAGGAGGACGGAUAUGAUGAUGCAUAUGAUUAUUCUUCCCUGGCUAAAGACUGGUUGGUACCACCUACAGAUGAGCUCAGAUUAACAGAGUUUCUUGAAGGAGAAACAUCAAACAAGCAAGCAGAGUUUCCGGGAAAGGAUUUCAAAAUCAAGCGUAUCGAGGAUUGGGUCAAUGACCUUCAGCAUGUGAACUUGUCAGAGGAAGCUGGUGAAAUCACAGAGUACGGCGAUGAGCUGCCAAGAGAACCCGUCGUGGUGUUCAACGAGCCAACAGCAGCUUCUGUUAAAGUAGAUGUCGUCAAGCUAACUCCUGGAAUGGAAGCUGCGAAAAAGUAUAUCUCAUCUCUGAGUGCUUCUGCAACCACAGCCCAGCUGGUUAGUCAUGGUCUUGUUGUGAUACCAUUCCUCAGUGCGUUUGUUGGUCUCAGAGUUCUCAAUCUCUCAGGAAACGCAAUAGUUAGGAUAACCUCUGGUGCUCUCCCUCGAGGACUACAUGCAUUGAAUUUGUCAAAAAACAGUAUCUCUGUGAUCGAGGGCCUACGUGAACUCACUCGGCUUCGUGUAUUAGACUUGAGUUACAACAGAAUACUGAGACUUGGUCAUGGUUUGGCUUCUUGCUCCUCCCUGAAAGAACUAUACCUAGCUGGGAACAAAAUCAGUGAAAUCGAGGGUCUUCAUCGUCUCUUGAAACUGACGGUUUUGGAUUUACGCUUCAACAAGUUCUCGACCACCAAAUGUCUCGGCCUGCUCGCUGCAAAUUACAGCUCUCUUCAGGCUAUAAGCUUGGAAGGUAACCCUGCACAGAAGAAUGUUGGUGAUGAACAACUGAGAAAGUACCUUUUGGGACUCCUGCCACAUUUGGUGUACUAUAACAGACAAGGCACUAAAGAUGCUCGGCUCGGGACAAGCACGCAUCAGCUGGACCGAGGUCUAAGAUCAGAGCUCAAAAACAGUAGCCGGAAGAGUAGCCAUGGUGCGUCAAGUACACACAAACCGGGACCAUCCACAGCUCGUAAAGCUUCGGGCUUGCAGAAAAGAUCCAAGGAGAGAAGCAGCCGUCUUCCACCUGUGGGACACAAAGUAUCACCAGCUGCUUACGAGAACUAUUACGUUGCUACUGGUGAUAGGUUGUGUAGUCUGAGAUCAGAGCUCUCUAUGCGAAGAAGCCGAAGCGAAGGAACUCUUGGACCUGUCUGA
Messenger RNA from Thlaspi arvense, 2022 nucleotides. The record is from the annotation of a GenBank genome assembly. NCBI's taxonomy places the organism in Eukaryota, Viridiplantae, Streptophyta, Magnoliopsida, Brassicales, Brassicaceae.